Molecule: messenger RNA, 1350 nt
Organism: Adineta steineri
Lineage: Eukaryota; Metazoa; Rotifera; Eurotatoria; Adinetida; Adinetidae
Source: the annotation of a GenBank genome assembly
AUGAUGCAACGUGGUAAAUGUCGUUCUCUAUUAUCUCCACGUUUUUUUUUAUCAUUAAUUUUAUCAAUCACUGCUUCACUUUUAUUCAUUACUGUCAUAGCAAAUCAACAUCAAAAUCCUUUUUUAUUUAUUGGUGGAACAAGAGAUAUUGCUGAUCGAACCGUUCUAUUUGUUCGUACAGCACAGAAUUGUCAAUCACGCUUAAAAUAUCUUCUUGAAAGUUGGAUACCAAAAGAUCUAUCAAAACAAUCAAAUAUAUAUUUAAUAACAGAUAACAUACCAAAUGAUACAAAUGUAACAAUAUUUAAUUUAUUUCGAAAUGUAGUUGAAACAAAUUGUCCUUCAACACAUGGUGAAUUUGAUCUAUGUUGUAAAACGGCACAUGAGUUUGAUGCAUAUUAUAGUUUAACAAAAAUAAAUUCAAAUUUAGAAUGGAUGUGCCGUUUUGAUGAUGAUCAAUAUGUUAAUGUUGAUAAUUUAUAUAAAUAUUUAUCUCAAAUGAACUCUUCAAAACCAUAUUAUAUUGGUCGAAUAAGUUAUGGUCACCGUUUAAGUGUUCCUGAGCAUAAUCGAACAUAUAUGUUUGCGACGUAUGGUGCUGGUGUAUGUUAUUCACAUACAUUACUUAAACAACUUCGUUCUCAUGUUCAUGUUAAUGUUUUACCAAAAAAUUGUGCAAAACUAAAGAGACCCGAUGAUGUUUAUAUGGGUUAUUUAAUUGAACUUAUAGUUAAUGUAUCAUUAACACCAGUGAAUGACUUAUUACAUUCACAUUUAGAUGUACUUGAUGGAUCAUUUCGAAGAUAUAGUCUAAAUGAUUUAGCACGUAUGAUUACAUUUGGUUUCUCAUCCCAGGUCGAUCAUUACGAACUUCGUAAACGAUUGGAUACGACCGUAACCGGAAAAAAUACGACCGUAUACGACCGUAUUUCACCGUUUUUUGCCGUAUUACCUGAGGCCGUAUUACGAUCGUAUGUCUCCGUACCGUAUACGGACAACACGGAGACAUACGAUCGUAAUACGGCCUCAGGUAAUACGGCAAAAUACGGUCGCGCGUGGUCGUAUUUCUCCGUAUACGACCGUUUACGAUCGCGCUUGUUUGACCUGGAAUGGGAUCGAUAUACUUUAGAUUGGUUACGAAUAAUUCAUCAAUUAAUUGAACUUACUAAACAAGAUCAAUAUGAAGCAGCAAAUCGUUUAUGGUUAUUUCUAAGAAAUUAUGAAAAAGAACAUCCUCAAAAUUUAACAAAUAAAUAUGAUCAAUCAUGUACAUCAUAUGAACGAUUACGAAAUAAAACAUUGUUAUUAAACAAUGAAACAACAACGCAAAAUUCAAACAAAUCUACCUAA